Messenger RNA from Hibiscus syriacus, 3527 nucleotides. RefSeq names its product TMV resistance protein N-like. Lineage: Eukaryota; Viridiplantae; Streptophyta; Magnoliopsida; Malvales; Malvaceae. The coding region runs from base 120 to 3527 and encodes 1135 amino acids. Gene Ontology annotation, biological process: defense response; signal transduction. The transcript has 9 exons. Gene Ontology annotation, molecular function: protein binding; ADP binding. The record is from RefSeq and is a predicted model, not a curated record.
UUGCCCUUUUUCUAUGCUCCUAUACUUUGAUUGUUUAUAGUUUCUUUCUGGGCAUUGAGAUAUCUAUUUUCUGAUUUUGAACACCAUAUUCAGACAUAUUUUCCUUCUCAAACUUCAUCAUGUUGUCCUUACCUUCAACUUCAUCAUCUAUUUCUAGAAAGAAAUAUGAUGUUUUCUUGAGUUUCAGAGGUGAAGAUACCCACAAAAACUUCACAUAUCAUCUCUACGGUGCUCUGAAACGGAGUGGAAUUGUCACUUUCAUGGAUGAUCCAAAGCUGGAGGCCGGCGAAGAGAUCCCACCACAACUCGUCAGAGCCAUUCAACAAUCGUGGUGCUCGGUAAUAGGUUUCUCGGAAACCUAUACCUUUUCAGGUUGGUGCUUGGAGGAGCUUGUCGAGAUUGUUAAACAGAAAAAUAAGAAAGGACAUAAAGUGUUUCCAAUUUUCUACAAUGUGAAUCCAUCUGAUUUAAGAAAACAGAAAGAAAAAGUUGGAGAAGCCUUUACCAAACAUGAAGACAGGUACAAGGAAGAUAAAGAAAAGAUUCUAAGGUGGCGAAAUGCUUUGACUCAAGUGGCUAACAUCAAAGGAUGGCAUUUAAAUAACGGGCAUGAACCUGAAUUUAUUGGAAACAUUGUUAGAAAAAUAUCAGCAAAAUUAUGUCAAACAUAUCCAGUUUUUCAUGAUGAGUUGGUUGGAAUCAGUUCACGCUUGGAGGAGUUGUAUUCAAAAAUAGAGAUCUGGGAAGACAACAUCCGUAUCAUAGGAAUUUGCGGAAUGGGUGGCAUCGGUAAAACAACUCUCGCAAGAGUUGUAUACGACCAAAUGUCAUCUCAUUUUGAAGGUAAAUGCUUCAUUGCUGACGUUCGAGAAGUUUCAGAAAAAUUUGGACUCGUUUCUCUACAUAAACAACUUCUUUUCCAGAUCUUGUCUGGUGAAGUCUUCAAAAUUUUCAAUGUUCAUGAAGGGAAUGCCAUAAUUAGCUGCAGAUUAUCCAACAAAAAGGUCCUUGUUGUGAUUGAUGAUGUGGAUAAUUUACAGCACUUGAAAUGCUUGGUUGGAAGGCAUGAUUGGUUCAGUUUAGGGAGUAGAAUCAUUAUAACAACAAGAGAUGAACACUUGCUCCAAUCUUACCUAGUUGAUGAUGUGUAUAAGCCUUCAACAUUGAAUGAAAACGAGACACUUCAACUUUUCAGUUUGAAAGCUUUUGAUAGUGAGACAGCACCAAAUUAUGUUUUCAUGGAGCUUUCUGAACAUGUUGCAAAAUAUGCCAGUGGUCUCCCCUUAGCUCUUGAAGUCUUGGGUUCUUUUUUAUGCGGUAGAGAUGUAGCUCAAUGGAGAAGUGCAAUCCAAAGACUUGAAAAGGAUUCUAACAAAAAGAUUAUUGACAGACUGCAAAUUAGCUUUGACGGAUUGGAAGAAACGGAGAAGAACAUAUUUCUAGCCAUAACAUGCUUCUUCAAUGGGGACGAGAAAGAUUUUGUAAUGAAAGUAUUGGAUGGCUGUGAGUUUUUCCCGGAUAUUGGAAUCGAUGUUCUCAUUAAGAAGUCUCUACUAACAGUUGACAAUUACUCCGCUGCAGGUGGAGCAUACAACAAAACAGGUGGAGUUUCAGCAGAUGAUGAUCCUAGAAACGAAAAUAACAAAUUGUGGAUGCAUAACUUACUACAAGAAAUGGGAAGAAAAAUUGUUCGGGAAAAAUCUAUUGAGGAGCCUGGAAAACGUUGUAGAUUGUGGGAGGAAAAGGAUGUAUAUCAUGUGCUAACGAAAAACACUGCUACGGAAGUGAUUGAAGGCAUGAUCAUUGACAAUAAAAGGAUAUCCAACAAGAUGCUCAAUUUGAAUGUUAAUGCUAUCUCGAAGAUGAAAAAUUUGAGAUUGCUCAAAGUCCUUUGCCUCUCAAAUUGUGAUGAACUCAAAUAUCUUCCUAAUGAGUUACGGCUCUUAGAUUGGAUGGGAUAUCCUUUAAGAUUCUUACCUCCAAGGUUCCAACCAGACAACCUGGUUGCACUUCUGCUACCAUACAGUCGCAUUGAACAACUAUGGAGGGGAAAUAUACCCCUGUAUAAGUUGAAUGUGCUCAACCUCAAAGGGUCCGAAAACCUGAUCAAGACACCAGACUUUACAACAGCCCCAAAUCUGGAAAUUUUGAUAUUGGAAGGUUGUACAAGAAUAGUAGAUGUUCAUCCAUCAGUCGGAGUUCUUUCGAGGCUUAAACUUCUGAAUUUAAGAAGCUGCAGAAGUCUUAGGAAUCUUCCAACCAAAAUUGGAAUAGAAUCUCUUGAAACAUUAAUCCUAAAAGAUUGUAGAAACCUUAUUAGUCUCCCAAGGAGCAUAGGUGGGUGUAAAUGUCUAAAAUCUCUCGAUCUUUCGGGCUGUUAUAAAGUUGAAAAUUUGCCAGAGAAUUUGCAGCAAGUAGAGUUGUUGGAAGAGCUCGACUUAAGUGAAACAGCCAUAGCAAAACCACCAUCCUUCAUUUUUCAACUUAAAAAUCUUAAAGUUUUGUCUUUGAAUAGGCUCAAGGGACCAUCUUCUAAGUUAGGACCAAAUCUAACUUCUCUUUUCCAGGUAUUCCAAAGGAUAGAGUCUGUGCCUCUGAUGUUACAUUCAUUGUCAGGUUUGAGAUCAUUAAGAGAGCUGAAACUAAGGAACUGCAAUUUACAUGAUGGAGAUAUUCCUAGUGAUAUUUCUUGUUUAUCCUCUCUGGAAAAACUUGACCUUGGCGGCAACAGUUUCAUCAGCAUACCUGUGAUUGGUAGUGGACAUUCCAGGCUUCAAUAUCUUGGAUUGUCAAAUUGCAGGGAGCUUAAAUCGUUUCCUAUACCUGGUGCUUCUCGAGAAUUAUUUGCAGCUCCAUCAAAGGUUUGCAAUGCACCGGAUUGGACACAGUUUUCUGUCCUUCACUGCUACAGAUUGGUUGAGAAUAUCAAUGCAAUAACAAUGCUGAAAUUCCAUCUUAAGGCAAUUGCAUGUUUAAGAAAAAGUUUUGAUGUUGUUAUGCCCGGAGGUGAAAUCCCAAAAUGGUUCAGCCAUCAAACAGUUGGCUCUUCAAUCAAGAUACCAUUGCCUAACAAUAUUCAGAAUGAUAGUCAAUGGAUCGGAGUUGCUUUCUGCUGCAUUUUUGUCAAUGAUGAUGCUUCAAGGGAUGAGGAACUCACAUGUGAUGCUGUUAUCCAUCAUAGGAAUUCUGGACAAGCUGAUUCUGAUGGAUCUGGUUUUCGGGGUAGAAAUCCUCGACGUGUCUCAGGAGACGGCUGGAUUUUUUCUAAAGAAUAUAACCAGCCCAUAAUAAAGGACCACCUUUAUUGUUGUUUUUUGUUCCGUGACAGAUUAUAUCCAUUUUCCUUAGAGGAUAAAUGUGGUGAAAGUGAAACUGAGAAUUCAUCAACAUUGGAUUGCUCAAAUCAGGAAUUCGAUGAACUCCAGUUUUCAGUCACAUCCGAUGAUAGUCACAUAAGUGUUAAGGUGAACAAAUGUGGGCUUCAAAUAGUUUAUCAGAAAGAUUUGGAAGAUAUCAAUGAAGAUUAA